This is a messenger RNA of Ipomoea nil (Japanese morning glory), 501 nucleotides long. RefSeq lists its product as uncharacterized. The coding region runs from base 1 to 501 and encodes 166 amino acids. The transcript has a single exon. The record is from RefSeq and is a predicted model, not a curated record. Lineage: Eukaryota; Viridiplantae; Streptophyta; Magnoliopsida; Solanales; Convolvulaceae.
AUGCCAAUGAUGGGAUAUCCGUUUACCUGGGAAAAAGGAAAAGGCACACCGAAUUGGAUAGAGGAAAGGUUAGACAAGGUCUUGACUAGCCAAAGAUGGCGGGAGAUUGUGUCGGAUGCUAGUGUGCAAAAUAUAUUAACCCGAAAGUCCGAUCAUUCUGCUCUUUUCCUUGGGAUUCUGAAUCUUCGGGAAAGGACGGGUGGUCUGAGAAGAGGGUUUCGUUUUGAGAUGGCAUGGCUGCAUGAUGAAGGAUGUAGGGAUGUGGUGGAGAAGGCAUGGAACGAUGGCGCAGGAAGAGGGUUGCAGGAAUGUAUCUCUAUUUGUGGACAUCGUUUAUCGCGUUGGGGAGGAGAGCAUUUUCAUAAGUUUGGUGAGCGGAUCAGAAACCUGCGGAAUGAACAGUUGCGUCUGAGGGGGUGUAAUGAUCCGGUCUCAUUGGCUGAGUUCCAACGUUUGGAGGAGUGCCUAUGUCGUAUUGAGGCCCAGGAGGACACAUACUAG